Molecule: messenger RNA, 1465 nt
Organism: Tripterygium wilfordii
Lineage: Eukaryota; Viridiplantae; Streptophyta; Magnoliopsida; Celastrales; Celastraceae
Product: WRKY transcription factor 22
Exons: 3
Coding region: 192-1244 (350 amino acids)
Biological process (GO): regulation of DNA-templated transcription
Cellular component (GO): nucleus
Molecular function (GO): DNA-binding transcription factor activity; transcription cis-regulatory region binding
Source: RefSeq, a predicted model, not a curated record
UUUCUCUCUCUAUGUAUGCUGCUUUUUAUAUAUAUAGCUGUUUUUCUCUCUCACAUUGUACUCCUCUCUCUCUUUAACCUUCCAAAAGUCAGCGUCUUGUUUUGUCUCUCUCUCUCAAGCUCUCUUUCCUUUAGCAGUAGUUGCAGAGACAAAGGCAGGGUAUAGUCUCAGAGCUUGUCUCUAAAGAAGCUAUGGAGGAAGACGACUGGGGUUUACACGCCGUGGUCAGGAGCUACGUCUCCGCCACUAACACCACCACCACCACCACCACAUCAACUGCUUUUCCGGCGGAUUUUUCCAAUCGGACUUGCUUUUCUACUGAUGGUGGUGAACAAAGUGGGAAGCUUUUUUCUGUUUCAGAUCCUUUUGAAGCGAGGACUGCUUUCGGUGAUUUGCAUGAUCUCUACAAACCCUUUUUCCCUAAAUCUCAUCAGCCUCUCCUUCCUUCACCAGUACACACGAAACCCAUCUCUUCAAUUUCUUCUUCCUUCAGCGUCUCUGUAGAUCCAAAUCCAACACAGUCAAAUCAAGUACUGAAGCAGCAGCAGCCAAGGCAAUUCCAUAGUGGCCCCGUGAAUAGAACUAAUACCACCACCACUCAUUCUGCCACUGCAAUUUCCAAUACUUCUCGAUCCAAAAAAAGGAAAAAUCAAUCGAAGGAGGUGCGCAGAGUACCCGCAGACGCUCUGUAUUCAGAUAUCUGGGCAUGGCGUAAAUAUGGCCAAAAACCCAUCAAAGGCUCACCAUAUCCAAGGGGUUAUUACAGAUGCAGUAGUUCCAAGGGUUGUAUGGCCCGAAAACAAGUGGAGCGGGACCAAUCCGAUCCCGGAAUGUUCAAAGUCACUUACACCGCCGAGCACAACCACCCUGCCCCUACCCACCGGAAUUCACUCGCCGGUAGCACUCGCCAGAAGCCUAUGACUAACAACGAAACAACGACGGCCAUAACUGACAAAGCUUCCACGCCCAAACCCGCUUGUUCAUCCUCUCCAGUGCUCUCCAUGGCACAAAGUCAAAACAGCGAAAGCCGAGAAGAAAAAGAUUUGAUGGUAGACGAACAAGACGGUGAAGAGGAAGAGUUUGGAGUCUCGGAUUCGUCUUUGAAUGAUGAUUUCUUCGCGGGUUUGGAGGAAUUCUCCGCCGGCGUAACUUCCGGGGACUGCUUCCCUGAUCCAUUCCCCUCGGCCAGUUUUGGCCACGAAUGGCUUUCCAACAACGCGGCGGCUGCGGCCGGCAGUAUUUGACUUGUUGAAAUGUCAACACUAAACCCCCCAAUUAGUGAGUCUUGUAGAGGAAGAGGGGGGAUAAAUUUAGUUCUGUUUUAGCUUAAUACUAAAUUUGUUCACUAAAAUGCUUCAUUCCUCAUUUGUAAGUCUAUACUAGUUUUCUAAUCCAGUCCAAAUUUGCUGCUCAUAUUAAUUGAUAAAACUCUACUUUUGGGAAGUGAAAGAUUUGGUAGAGUUUA